Molecule: messenger RNA, 1370 nt
Organism: Populus nigra (black poplar)
Lineage: Eukaryota; Viridiplantae; Streptophyta; Magnoliopsida; Malpighiales; Salicaceae
Product: replication factor C subunit 3
Exons: 11
Coding region: 104-1168 (354 amino acids)
Biological process (GO): DNA repair; DNA-templated DNA replication
Cellular component (GO): nucleus; DNA replication factor C complex
Molecular function (GO): DNA clamp loader activity; ATP hydrolysis activity; DNA binding
Source: RefSeq, a predicted model, not a curated record
AGUGUCGCAUAAAUAAAUAAAUAAAAAGCUUCACCCUCUCACGCCAGUCUUUCCCGCCACUACAAUCCUUGACGCCUCUCUCUCCGGAAGAAUCAAAAGAAAGAUGUUGUGGGUUGACAAGUACAGACCCAAAACCCUAGACCAGGUCAUCGUUCAUCAAGAAAUCGCCGAAAACCUCAAGAAACUGGUCACUGAACAAGACUGUCCACAUUUGCUCUUCUAUGGGCCCUCUGGUUCUGGCAAGAAAACCCUAAUCAUGGCCCUUCUCCGCCAGAUCUUUGGCACCAGUGCCGAGAAGGUGAAGGUGGAAAAUAGGACAUGGAAAAUCGAUGCUGGAAGUAGAACUAUUGAUCUAGAGCUGACCACAUUGUCAAGCACAAAUCAUGUGGAGCUGAGCCCUAGUGAUGUAGGAUUCCAGGACAGAUAUAUAGUUCAGGAGAUAAUUAAAGAGAUGGCUAAGAAUAGGCCAAUCGAUACAAAAGGAAAAAAAGGAUAUAAGGUACUAGUGCUCAAUGAGGUUGACAAGCUUUCAAGAGAAGCACAGCAUUCUCUUCGUAGAACAAUGGAAAAAUACAGUGCCUCCUGCCGUCUAAUUCUUUGCUGCAACAGUUCUUCGAAGGUUACUGAAGCAAUUAGGUCUCGCUGUUUGAAUGUGAGAAUAAAUGCACCUAAGGAGGAACAGAUUGUUAAGGUAUUGGAAUUUAUUGGAAAGAAAGAAGGACUACAGCUUCCACCUGGAUUUGCUGCUCGUAUAGCAGAUAAAUCAAAUAGGAGUUUGAGAAGAGCUAUACUUUCAUUUGAGACUUGCCGUGUUCAACAAUAUCCGUUUUCAAGUAAUCAAGCAAUUCCUCCAAUGGACUGGGAGGAGUAUGUUUCUGAAAUAUGUUCAGACAUUAUGAGGGAGCAGAGCCCUAAAAGGCUGUUUCAGGUUCGAGGGAAGUUGUAUGAACUGCUUAUUAACUGUAUUCCUCCAGAAAUUAUUCUGAAGAAGCUACUUUCAGAAUUAUUGAAGAAAUUGGAUGAGGAAUUAAAGCAUGAAGUCUGCCAUUGGGCUGCAUAUUAUGAGCAUAGGAUGCGUAUGGGACAGAAAGCCAUAUUUCACCUUGAAGCGUUUGUGGCCAAGUUCAUGAGCAUCUAUAAGGCUUUCCUCAUUGCUACAUUUGGCUGAAGAAGGUUGCAACAUCUUAGCGCGCAUGGUUUAAAGGCGUAGGGAGGAGGAGGAGGGAGCAACUCUACUCCUGUGGAGACGUUUUCUCGCAGUGUCUUCUAGUAGCUGAGUUUGUAGUCGUAUUUAUGAUCUAUGAAAAAUGCUAAGAUUGCUGGCACUGUUACAUAUAAUCAAUGUGAUUGCAAAUCUUGGUUAGCGGUUC